UGUGCACACAUUGGGGGGAAGGAAGAAACGGUCGACGCAGGAUGUUAUAGCGCCCGUUAAGCCGCCCAUUAAGCCGCUAACAUGACAUGCGUACAAAAAUCACCUACGCUGUGCACACACUGAACAAAUUGGACACCCUACCUACGCGCUUCUUAUGAGAAGGGAAAGAUGGACAUGUGUUCGCUGCACUGCUCCAAGCUGAAUGACCGGGCUGCCAACGAGUUGAGCUGCUUCAACAAGGCGAGACAGGAAGAUAAAAAUGAAGCAAACAUAAGAUACAACAAGGAGUGCAACUACAAGCUCUUUUUCUUCAUCGUCCAGUUGCAGCAGAAGUUGAAGGAGGUGGAAAAGGAAAACGAAAAACUGAAGGCCUUGCUGAAAAAGUACAACAAAGAGACCAUCGACCAGGACAACGAAGUGAUCAAACGGGCCCUGCUGCUCGUAAGCUGCCUCAUUUUUAUUGUUAUUUUUUUUCUAUUCUAGUUCGGCUGUGCUUUGGGGUUAGUCAAAGCGGCCUACCAAACGUAUGGACGACGGGAAACCCUCCCGCGACCCGCUGUACAACCCGUUUUCACUAAAACUUAUUACUUGCCUCAACACUGGGCGAGAAAGU
Molecule: messenger RNA, 613 nt
Organism: Plasmodium vivax (malaria parasite P. vivax)
Lineage: Eukaryota; Apicomplexa; Aconoidasida; Haemosporida; Plasmodiidae
Exons: 3
Coding region: 169-483 (104 amino acids)
Source: RefSeq, a predicted model, not a curated record